Molecule: messenger RNA, 3030 nt
Organism: Pelodiscus sinensis (Chinese soft-shelled turtle)
Lineage: Eukaryota; Metazoa; Chordata; Testudines; Trionychidae
Gene: INPP5B
Product: inositol polyphosphate-5-phosphatase B
Biological process (GO): phosphatidylinositol dephosphorylation; signal transduction
Cellular component (GO): cytosol; membrane
Molecular function (GO): phosphatidylinositol-4,5-bisphosphate 5-phosphatase activity; inositol-1,4,5-trisphosphate 5-phosphatase activity
Source: RefSeq, a predicted model, not a curated record
CAGAGGGGGCUGGAGUUCCAGGAUUCUGGGAGUGGACAGACUUUCAACAUUCUUGUGAUACAGUUUCAGAAAGCGGGUCUGACUGAGGCUGCUUCGGGCAACUGCCGGAGCAUCUGCGGUGGGGUGAUUCCAUCUGUGUCUCAAAUCUGAGCCCUUAGCCAGAAGGAGGCAGCAGGGGAAGGAUCUGGUACAAAUACAACGGGUGGUCUGGAGGAUGGACCAGUCUGUUGCUAUACAGGAGACCCUGGCGGAUGGAGAGACCUGCCUAAUUGUGGUACAAGGUAUCCUGGCAGGUGAGGAGAGUGUGGAGAGCCGGCUUCUGGGCCUUGUGCGGACUCAUGGAGAGCAUGCGCUCUUCCUGUACACUCAUCGGCGAAUGGCUAUAACUGCUGAGGAUGUCUGCCUGGAGAGAAUCGUGCCCAUUACAGAAGGAUUUGCAGUAGAAGAAGUUACACCUGACAAUGACCGUUAUAUCAUUGGUUCUGAUGUGACUGUGCAGAUAAGCUCAGAAGAUGGUCAGCUGGUGGUGCAGUUGCCUUUUGGUUCCCACACACGCAUGUUCCUACAGGAGAUCAGCAAGUGCCUCCCAGGAAUUGUUGGGUCUGAAGACAUCAAACAGAAUGGAAAAAAUCUUGUAGUUAAUCACAGCCAGAGCACUAACAGUGAUGACAAAGUUACUCUGAGGCAGAGUAAAUCCAAGACAGAUGUAAGUGAGAUGGUGCGAUCCAGCAUGAUAGUUUCAGACAAGGCUUGUAGCCUAUCACUGCAGAAAUUUGGGUUAAGAGAUACGAUAGUUAAAUCUCAACUGGUAAAGAGAGAGGAUUCCUACACCUCCCUCCAGAACUUCAGGUUUUUUGUUGGAACGUACAAUGUAAAUGGCCAGUCACCCAAAGAGAGCCUCCGGCCUUGGCUGAGCCAUGGCAUCGAACCUCCGGAUGUUUACUGUGUUGGCUUCCAGGAACUUGAUCUGAGUAAAGAAGCCUUCUUUUUCAAUGACACACCAAAGGAGGAAGAAUGGUUCAAAGCUGUAACUGAUAGUCUUCACCCAGAUGCCAGAUAUGCAAAGGUGAAGCUUAUACGCCUUGUGGGGAUGAUGCUGCUGUUGUAUGUGAAGGCAGACCAUGCCCUGAACAUCUCCGAAGUGGAAGCUGAGACAGUGGGAACUGGAAUCAUGGGGCGGAUGGGUAACAAAGGUGCAGUUGCUAUUCGGUUCAAGUUCCACAACACCAGCGUGUGCAUUGUGAACUCUCACCUCGCAGCUCAUAUGGAGGAGUACGAGCGGAGGAACCAGGACUUCAAGGACAUCUGCUCUCGGAUGCAGUUCUGCCAGUUGGAUCCAAACUUGCCACCCCUUACUAUAAGUAAACAUGAUGUUGUCUUGUGGCUGGGGGACCUCAACUACAGGCUAGAAGAGCUGGAUGUGGAAAAGGUGAAGAUGCUCAUUGAAAAGAAGGCGUUUCGAGCUCUUUACAAACAUGACCAGCUGAAGAGGCAGAUGGACGAGAAGGCUGUCUUUGAAGGCUUUUCAGAGGGAGAGAUUACGUUCCAGCCAACCUACAAAUACGAUACUGGCUGUGAUGGCUGGGACACGAGUGAGAAGUGUCGUGCCCCAGCAUGGUGUGAUCGGAUCCUCUGGAAAGGAAAGAAUAUUUUUCAGCUCAGCUAUCGCAGCCACAUGGCUGUGAAGAUCAGUGACCAUAAGCCAGUGAGCUCCAUGUUUGAUAUUAAGGUGAAGGUUGUGAAUGAGGAGCUCUACCGAAAAGCCUUUGAAGAAAUAGUGCGCUCAUUGGAUAAGAUGGAGAAUGCCAGCAUCCCAUCAGUGAUCCUGUCCCAGAGGGAGUUCUCAUUCAGGGAUGUGAAGUACAUGCAGCUACAGGUGAAGACCUUUACGAUCCGAAAUGAACAAGUGCCUUGCCAAUUUGAAUUCAUCAACAAACUGGAUGAAGACACCUACUGCAAAGAGUGGCUGAUUGCAAACCCCAGGAAGGGCUUCCUGUUACCAGAUUCUGAAAUGACUAUCGAAUUGGAACUAUUUGUUAAUAAAUCAACAGCUACACGCUUGAACUCUGGGGAAGAGAAACUCGAAGACAUUCUGAUUUUACACCUUAACGAGGGGAAGGAUUAUUUCCUUUCUGUGACGGGAAAUUACCUGCCCAGCUGCUUUGGAUCUCCAAUCCAGACACUGUGUUACAUGAGAGAACCUAUCCAGGAUAUGUCAGCAGAGUCCAUUCGAGAACUGACCCUACUUCCACUUCAAAUGAGUGAUGACAUUUUUCGGGAUGAGAAGCCCCUGGACAUCCCCAAAGAGCUGUGGAUGUUGGUGGAUCAUCUGUACCGCAAUGCUUCCCACCAGGAAGACCUGUUUCAGCAGCCAGGCUUAAGAUCUGAAUUUCAGCAAAUCCGAGACUGCUUGGAUACAGGAAUGCUCGAUACUCUCCUUGGCAGUAACCAUUCAGUAGCUGAGGCCCUGCUGCUGUUCUUGGAAAGCCUGCCAGAGCCUGUUAUCUGCUGCCACCUCUACAACGACUGUUUGCAUUGUGCUGGCAACUACACACUGAGCAGCCAGGUUGUCUCCAGGCUGCCCACGUGCCAUAAAAAUGUGUUUAACUAUCUGAUGGCGUUUUUACGGGAACUACUGAAAAAUUCAGAGAAAAAUCACUUGGAUGCGAAUAUUCUAGCUAGUAUAUUUGGGGGCUUGUUGCUGCGUCCUCCUCCCCGACAUCCUAAGCCUGAUGUAACUGAGAAGAGGAAGGCUCAGCAGUUUAUCCAGCAGUUCCUCUUGAGAGAAAGCAACUCGCCGUGAAUUCCAGAUACAGCUAAUCUGGUUUUUAGAUGAAGCUAUCAAGUUACUGUAAAAAGACGUCUGUACAGAGCAUCACCUCUUUAGAACUUUACAGUAUUUUACUCCGAGUACAAUCCAUUGAUAUUAAAUACAGAUCAGGCACAUAGAAGCAGUUGUCACUGUAUUAAGAUGUAAAGAAUAUUGAAUUUUUAAAUGUGAUGUUUUUUAUAAAAGACUCAGAGAACUGA